Coffea eugenioides is the source of this 1188-nucleotide messenger RNA. Its product is annotated as chaperonin-like RbcX protein 2, chloroplastic. The coding region runs from base 264 to 911 and encodes 215 amino acids. Gene Ontology annotation, molecular function: protein folding chaperone. The transcript is spliced from 5 exons. Gene Ontology annotation, biological process: ribulose bisphosphate carboxylase complex assembly. The record is from RefSeq and is a predicted model, not a curated record. Lineage: Eukaryota; Viridiplantae; Streptophyta; Magnoliopsida; Gentianales; Rubiaceae.
UCAACUUAAAAAAAAGUGUACGUCUCUCCAUACAUACCCUUUUCGUCCAGAUACACGAAACUUUGACUUAAUGAAAAGUGAAUCCUCCAAUAUUCUUGGACACGUGACCUUGCUUUUUUAUCGGUUUCUCUCAAGAGGGUUCCGUUGAGAUUGUUCAAUUCUUGAUUCUAAUUUUCAGAAAUCUGGUCCGGGGUACUGCAUAGUAUUGUGAUUAGUAUUUUUCUGUGUGGAAUAAAUUUGUUGUUAGUCUUAGGAGGUUAAGGAUGGUUGGACCAUUAUCUCUUGUUGCUUCACCAAUCACUGAUUCACAUGGAUGUCCACGCUUGUGUUUGGAUGCUCUGCCUUCAUGCAACUUGAGUAGUGGAGAUCUGAUUACGAGUAGGAAUUUAGUUACUAGUAGGAGGCAUAUGCCAAGACCUACUGGAUCAUUGGAGCUGAGUAGCCCUUUUCUUGAUUCAGUAAAAGCUCUGUCUGGUGGUAAGAGUUUGAGAGAGCAGAGGGAGAACAGGAGUUUGAAGAUUGUAAGUGAAGUGGCCGGACAAUACGAGGAAAACUUUGCUGAUGUAAAAGCUUCAAUUCUUAACUUUUUCACAUACAAAGCUGUGAGGACUGUUAUGAACCAGCUCUCUGAGAUGAACCCUCCCCAGUACCGAUGGUUUAACGAUUAUGUUGCUGCAAAUAAGCCUCGUGAUGGGAAGCGAUUCAUCCGCAGCCUGGCAAAGGAGAAGCGUGAACUCGCAGAAAGAGUGAUGGUAACACGACUUUACCUGUACGGAAAAUGGAUUAAGAAAUGUGAUCAUGCUGCAAUAUACAAAGAAAUCUCUGAUCAAAAUUUGGAGUUGAUGCGAGAGCGGCUCAUAGAGACAGUAAUCUGGCCUUCUGAUGAUACAAACACUGAGAAGAUUGGAUGAAUGGCUCCAGCCACUUUCAACAGUUUAGAUCUUCUGCUAUAUUUCUCGUUUGUGUAAUACAUACUGAUUUGGCCGAUAGGAAAAUUCCGUUAUAGUAGUGAUUUACUUUUAAGGUAAGGAUUGGAAUUGUUUUAAUCACAUUGUAGUAUGUGAAUAUAUAUAUUCUUUAGAUUAGCUUAAAAAAAGGAAUAGGAAAAACGGCUUCGAUUUUGUUAUUUGUACAAAAACAUUUCUUUCCUCCCAUUGUGCCUCACCAAUGUAGGGGCAAUUAAUUCAA